Messenger RNA from Amborella trichopoda, 1317 nucleotides. Its product is annotated as homeobox prospero protein. NCBI's taxonomy places the organism in Eukaryota, Viridiplantae, Streptophyta, Magnoliopsida, Amborellales, Amborellaceae. The record is from RefSeq and is a predicted model, not a curated record.
UUUUAAGUGGGUUUUUUAGGUGCAUGUUGCUUGUACAGUAAAAGGUUGACACUUCUGUACGAGCACCGACUCAAUUUGAGAAUCUCUCCCAUGGUUGAAACGAGAGGCCAAAACCAGAGCUAUAAGUGCGGGAACUUUCAAAUUGAGAACAUCCAAGGUUAAGAAACAGGUAAAACUGCUUUAUUUCUCUAUCCCCUCGGGGCGGAAAUUUUUUUUGGUGUCAAUUAGAGCGCGAGCGGCCUCUCCUAUUUAUUUUGGUUUUUUCCUCCCGUCUCCCCCAUUUACACUCUCCUAUUCAUUUGGUUUUCCUCUCUUUCCUCUCCAACUUCAUCGCCCCCAAAACGAUAAACCCAAGCCAAACUCUGUUAGUUUUACUUCCCUUCUUCAUCUAUAAGCAUUGAUUUGAGAGUUUUGGAGCACAACAGGGCCAUUGCUGUUGUGUUUGUUAAUUGUUUGAAGUAAUGUUUUUUUUGAGAGAGAGAGAGAGAGAGAGAGAGAGAGAGAGAGAGUAGUCAAUAAGGAACUGUCCGUCGAGUUUAGGGGCUGGAAGAAGAGGACAAUGAGUGAGGACAAAGUCAGGACUGUCCGUGAAUUUCUCAGGGAGAAGAAGAGGGAAAAGAGAACAAUGAUGGAUAAUUUCAGGGAUUCCGAUAAAUAUCUCAGUAAAGUGGGAUUGGGGAAGAAGGAUCGCCUGUUCUGGAAGCAAGUAGGCAAGGCUUUGUUAUGCACCUAUGCAGUGUUUGGAGCUGCCUGGUUAUGGAAUGAAACCUCCCCUCUUGGUUGGUGGACUCUCAAACCCCGGCCAAAGGAAGAGUGGGAGAUGGCUCAUCUCUAUGAGCGUAUAAAGUACCCAUACCCAGGAGAUGAAGAAGCAAUGAAAGAGUUCAUCGCAAGUGGUGGGGCAAUUGGCACCGCAAUUGGACCCAAGGGAAUCAUGGAUGAUGGAAAUGAUUCUGAAAAUUUUCCGAAGAAACCCCAGUCUAAGAAGUUUGAGCAGGAAUCUCAAAAGCUUUGGUUUAGGAUGCGCAAUGAGGUUAUAUCUGAGCUUCGUGAAAAAGGUUUUGAUGUCGAGUAACUGGAAGGACAAAUCCGUUAGUCUUUGAGCAUGAAUCUCAGAAGGUUUGGUUAGGAUGCACAAUGAGGUUAUAUCUGAGCUUCAUGAAAAAGGUUUUGAUGUCGAGUAAAUGGAAGGACAAAUCCGUAAGUCUUUAUAGCAGUGACUUAAGGUGGUUUACUUAAUGUAGAAAUAUGAACUCUGUUGAAUUCUUACUGUGUUUUUUUGUGAUAUAUGAUAAUGCAGUAUCUUUCAAAUUGAAA